CAUCAUAUGUCUUGUAUUCCUGGCUGUCAUCUCAUGGCUUUCUGAAUUAAUGUUCUUUUAUAAUGUUAUGUCUGCAAACAAAUGGAAUGACGACAGUGUAGUAAACUGAAGGAUUUGAAGACUGCAUUUCUGACAGAUGACGCAACAACAAUUUGUUUAGAGAUUCUGGAGAAAGGAGAUCUUCAAGUUGCAGGGAAAGAAAGGGAGGCUCAAUUGUCACUUCAGUUUCGUGAUAUUGCCACCAUUGUCAUGGAAAACACCAUUAAUCCUGACACGAAACGCCCUUACUCGAUAACUAUGAUCGAACGUUUGAUGCAUGACAUCCAUUUUGCUGUUGAUCCUUAUAACAGUUCCAAAAAGCAGGCACUAGAUGUUAUUCACCGGCUUGUAAAGAAAUUUCCCAUCAAAAGAUCUCCAAUGAGACUUCGACUUACUGUUGGUGAGAAGAAUUUUUCCACUAUAUUGGAGAAGCUAGGCACUUGGAAUGGUGAGAUUGUGACUAUGGAUGAAUCUGGAACUCAAUUUUCAGUUGAUGACCAGAAGAUGGCAGCAAGGUUGGCUAACACAAUGUGCAAUUCACUUAAAGGAAGACCUGCCCUGGGUCGUAUUUUCCAAGGAAAGGAGCCACCUCAAUUUGUUGCUAUAUUUAGCCUAUGGUUGUGCUAAAGGUACUUGCAGGGAUCGAGUCGAUUGGAAUUAGAAAGUCAACACGGCCUUAAUUAAGGUUUGUAAUGCAUGAUCUAAAGGGAGCUAAGUGGCCGGAUUAGAGAAAUUUGUUAGACUAGCUCUCUAGCCUUUUGUCUUUAUUUGUUAAUAUUAGUGUUAAUUUGUUAGACUAGCUAGCUAGGUGUUUAAAAAUUGUAAACGUACGUACUAUACGCUUU
This is a messenger RNA of Spinacia oleracea (spinach), 884 nucleotides long. RefSeq lists its product as uncharacterized. The record is from RefSeq and is a predicted model, not a curated record. Lineage: Eukaryota; Viridiplantae; Streptophyta; Magnoliopsida; Caryophyllales; Amaranthaceae. Gene Ontology annotation, biological process: ribosome biogenesis. The transcript has 5 exons. Bases 250 to 666 code for a protein of 138 amino acids.